GAGAACGCAAAACCAGGCAAAACAGAAAAGCUCUUCAUAAGCUCUUGUAGCUUGUAGGUUUUUUGCCGAUCGAAGAACUCACUAGCCAUCGCCACAAAUUGAUCUUGCUGGACAACCUUCGAUUGCGUUGUGGCGUAGAGCUUUGUUGAUAUUUUUGUUUUUCACCCGUCGUAACCGUGCAAUUUCGACGCGCUUGCUCGAGUACAAAGGCUCUUUGCUCCCUGUUUUGUGAGUCCCUGACUUAAUUGCCGUUUAUGUUUCCAUACUCGUUUAUCGUUUAUAAUGAAUUGAAAAUCGUUAUAGUCCCCUACAGAAAAUGAAGAAGUGAGAAGUGUGCUCUUGAAGUGCGGGGUGAAAAUGAUGCAGAAAAUCGUUCUUUUACUGCUUGUGUGCUUGGAACUCUGCAGAGCGGACUCCGUAUAUGACCAGUUACCAUCAACAGUUUCUUGUGGCCCAAACAAAUUUCAAUGCCUGUCCGGUCAAUGUAUACCCCAGAAUUGGCGCUGUGAUUCCCACGUGGAUUGUGAGGAUGGAUCCGACGAGACCAGCAACUGUGAGAGCACUACAUGUCGCCCAGAGCAGUUCAGAUGUGCUCUGACUGGCAAAUGCCUGCCCAAUGGGUGGGUCUGUGACGAUGAAGCCGAUUGCGGGACGUCCUCGGAAUUUGGUGUGGACAAAUCGGACGAAGAUCCGAAACACUGCCAGCCGACCCAUUGCAGAUGGAAUGAGGCUCCCUGUCCAGAUGGGCCAGCUUGCGCCCACUUAGACCUAUUUUGCGAUGGGAAAUUGGGGGACUGUCCCGGAAAUAGUGAUGAGUGGGACUAUUGCAGGAACGAAACUUUCGCCUGUGAUAAAACACACUGUUCUUACAGUUGUAAACCCACACCAUUAGGUCCAAAGUGUUACUGUCCUUCUGGUCAAAGACCCGAAGGGAGUACCUGUGUUGACGCAGAUGAAUGCGAAUAUGAUGAUACUUGUUCCCAAAUAUGCACUAACAACGUGGGCUCCUACCAGUGCUCAUGUGUUUCAGGCUAUAUCCAAAAUGGGACAGAUUGUAUAGCGAUAAAUGUACCAGCAACUGAACCACCAUCUUUGAUAUUUUCCACUCAAUCUGAAUUGAAAAGGGUGACUUUGGAGGGUAAAGCAUGGCCAGGAAAUUCAACCUUGCAAGUUCUAAACAGCAAUGCUUUGGAAUUUAUUCAUAGGGAUCAUACUAUCUGUUAUAUUCACAAUAACGUCAGUCAAUCAUAUAUCGUUUGUGCUAACAUCAACGAUUUAAAUCAAAGAUGGACAUUGCAGGUUAAAUCACCGUUGGUCGAGGUGGAAUCUAUUCAACAAAUGGCCUACGACUGGGUAUCAGGAAACUGGUACUUUUUAGAAGACCAAAAAGAAACAAUAGUCCUAUGCAACAAUGCCCUACAGUGGUGCAAUAUUCUAGUUGAACAGAAUUUGGCCAAACCCAGGGCUUUAGCUUUGGAUCCAACAACUGGUUAUAUGUUUUUUACUAAAUGGGGCACAUCCCCACCCAUGCUGGAGAGGUGCAACUUAGAUGGAACAGGGAGAAAGCCAAUUGUUGAUGUGAAGAUAGUUUAUCCAUAUGGUGUUGCAGUUGACUACCCAACAAAGUAUGUAUUCUGGGUCGAUACCUAUCUAGAUUAUGUAGAAAAAGUAGACUAUGAUGGAAAAAACAGGAAGACCAUGGCAAGAGGAGCUAAUGUAAGAAAUGCCUAUGGUGUUAGUGUCUUUCAAAACAGGGUCUUUUUUUCGUCAUGGUACAACAACAGCAUUUUGGAAUUCAACAAGUUUUCUCAAAGGAACAAAAAUCUCUUGGUCUAUAGUGUGAUUUCUAAUAUCAGUAGACCGUUCAAUCUACACGUAUUUCAUAGACAAAGACAACCAGAUGUGGCACAUCCUUGUAAAACAUCACAUUGUGAUCACUUGUGCAUUCCCAGCUGGACUUUAACAGGGGUGGCAAUAAAAAAAUGCAUAUGCGCUUCAGGAUAUACCUUAUUUGACGAUAAAUGCAUUAUAAAAACACCAGAUAUGUUCAUGUUAAUCACUAGAAUCGUACCUCAAUCUAUCAGAGGCGUGGACUUGAGCACAGGCAGAGAGGUCAUGGUGCCUAUCAUGAAGGUUAGGAGACCUAGAGCAGUGGAAUUUGACGCUACCUCAAAGAGUAUUAUUUAUGCCAACGAUCAAGAUGAAACUUUGGAAACUGUAUUAAUUGAUUCAGUAAAUUCAAGUAGAGUUCUGUUAAAAGAUGUUCAAUGCGAUUAUUUGGCGUUAGAUUGGACCACGGGAAACUUAUAUUACAAUAAUUGGAAGAAAAAUUUGAUCGGUGUCGUCAAACUCUCUAAUACCAGCAUAUCUAGAACCCUGUUUCACAGUAGCAGUGUUUUUAGGCCUACAUCAAUCGUUCUGGAUCCUAGCAGAGGAAUCAUGUUUUGGGUGAGCUGGGGUAUACAGCAAACCGGAAAAGGUAAAAUUAUGACAGCAAACAUGGAUGGUACCUCGGAAAGAGAAUUCUUAAGCGAAGGUGUUGACUGGCCUAGCGGAAUAGCUAUAGAUUCUAAAGCUGGUAGACUGUAUUGGACUGACAAGGAAUUAAGAAAUUUACAAAGUAUAACUUUGGAGGGAAAAGAUAGAAGAAUUGAACUUAACGAAUCUAUUGAUAGUCCUGCAAGAUUGAUUUUUGGACGCGAUAACACGCUCUAUUUCGUAGAAGUGUUAAAAAGUGCGGUUAUGAGUUACAAGAAAGAGAAUGGUUUGAGAAAAGUGUACGAAAGUAACGUAUUUUUGCAGGACUUGAAAAUUUUUGACACAAAUAGAACAUCUGAGAUGCCAACUAAUUGUAGUAUUUGUCCCGAAUUGUGUUUGAAAACAGCGGGAGGCUCUGUAACUUGUAGUUGUAAAGAUGGAUUUUCUUACAACAUCGAAGACAAACAAUGUCUCAAAGUUGCAAAAUACAAACCUCCUAAUGUUUGCUCUAAGGAUGAUUUCCAAUGCCAAACUGACCUGCCAGGCCAAAACCAGUGUAUUCCGAAGUCAUAUCUGUGCGAUGGUAUAGAUAACUGCGGAGAUGGUUCGGACGAAAGCACUGAUCCUGGAGGACCUUGUGAGAAUUUCAAAUGCGGAGAAAGGCAAUUCAAGUGUGAUAACACCACCUGCAUAUCACAUCAGUGGGUGUGUGACGGCGAAAAGGACUGUCAAGAUGGUACCGAUGAAGAUGCGAGUAAGUGUCCAAAACAGUGUCCACCAAACCAAUUUAUUUGCAAGAUUUCGAAAAGGUGCAUCCCCUCAGUGUGGAAAUGUGACCGUAUGGCCGAUUGCGGACCUGGAGAUGACAGUGAUGAGGCAGAUUGCGUGGUCAACACAUGUGACGUCACCGAAUUUACAUGCUCGGAUGGUCAGUGUAUUUCAAGCCACUUUUACUGUGAUAAUAUCAACGAUUGCCAAGACGGUUCUGACGAGAUUAAUUGCGUCAAAUGCAAUCCUCUGACGGAGAUAGUUUGCCUCCCCAAAGCUGAUUGCCUACCAAUGAGCGCCAGAUGUGAUGGAGUUUUGGAUUGUCCAGAUGCGGCUGAUGAGAGAGAUUGUCAUAAGAAACAGUGUGAAACCAACGAGUUUCAGUGUACUAAUUAUGAAUGCAUUCCUAAAAUGUUUGUAUGUGACUCUGAUUUGGACUGCGCUGAUGGAUCUGACGAGAAAAAUUGCGACGCAGCUAAAAUGAGGAACACAACCGAGUUCAAACAGAAAGGCGACUGUCCGCCGCCAAAUAAGUCCUGCGAUAACGAUACCAAAUGCAUAACUGCAGACAAAAUAUGCGAUAGUAAAAAAGAUUGUGCCGAUGGCAGUGAUGAAAAAAUAAACUGCGCAGUAACAAUGGCCUCUCCAACCUCUUGUGAAUACCCUAAUAGACUGUGCGACAACGACACUAAAUGUAUCUCUGUGGAACAACUUUGCGACGAUCGUGCCGAUUGCGUCGAUGGUACUGAUGAAGGCAUGAGAUGCCCAGACAAAAUGUGUGAUAUGCGUUUGGUGUGUUCGCACGAGUGUCACAACGCACCUGAAGGCGUCGUUUGUACCUGUCCUGAGCCAUUACAUUUGCAGCCUGAUAGGACCCACUGCUCAGAAACCCACCCUUGUGAAAGUUGGGGUGUUUGCUCACAAACUUGCGUUCCCAGAAAAUCAGACUAUAGGUGUACGUGUCUUGAAGGCUACGCUCUGGAAAAAGAUCAUUUUACUUGCAAGAGUACUGACGGUGCCCAACCUUUUGUGGCAUUUUCGAAUCGCCACGAACUUCGCGGCAUCGACCUACACAAUUUUGGUCAAAAAGCUUUUAUAUCUAGCUUAAAAAAUACUAUUGCUUUAGAUUUCUACCACAACAACGGGUCUGAUAUGUUGUUUUGGACUGAUGUUUUGGAUGACAAAAUUUAUAGAGGACAAGUGGUCAGUGGCUCUUUGGGAAAUAUAGAAGUGGUAGUACAUACAGGGUUAUCAACAGCUGAGGGCUUGGCAGUAGAUUGGAUUGGAGAGAAUUUAUAUUGGGUAGAAAGCAAUCUAGAUCAGAUCGAAGUGGCAAAAUUAAAUGGUAGUUUUAGAAGAACUUUUGUCGCUGGAGAUAUGGAAAGCCCCAGAGCUAUAGCUGUGGAUCCUCGUGAUGGGUAUUUGUUUUGGACGGAUUGGGAUAGUUCUUCACCCAGAAUAGAACGUUGUUCUUUAGCUGGUUUGGAUCGUACAGUAAUAGUUUUCAUGAACCAAUUUUACAAAGCGGGAUGGCCUAAUGGUUUAACAUUAGAUUACUCAAUGAGAAGGGUCUAUUGGGCAGACGCUCGUUCAGAUUCAAUUCACACCUGUAACUAUGAUGGAAAGGAUCACCGUUUGGUUAUAAGCAAUCAAGAAUUUCUCUCUCAUCCAUUUGCCAUCAGUCUGUACGAAAAUUACGUUUAUUGGACAGAUUGGCGGACCAACAGUGUGGUCAGAGCCAACAAAUGGACUGGAGGAGACGUCAUGGUCAUACAAAGAACCCUCACGCAACCGUUUGAUAUUAAAGUCGUCCAUCCAAGCCGGCAACCCCCAGGUAAAAAUCCAUGCGGCAAAAACAAUGGCGGUUGUUCACACUUGUGUCUGAUACACGUAAACGACAGCUAUAGAUGUGAUUGUCCCCAUCUAUCAAGAUUGCAUGAAGACAACAAAACUUGCAUCCAAAACGAAAAAGUUUUGUUAAUAGCUAGAAAUAACGAAAUACGAGGAGUGGAUCUUGAUCAACCCUACAACUACAUCAUACCAAUGAUCAGUGUUUCCCAAGGUCUCAGUUCUGUGCAACUGGAAUACUACGCUCGAAAUAAGAGCUUGUACUGGGCCGAUUCAAACAUCGACGCUAUAAAAAGAGUGAAUUUGACUCAGGGUCCUGUUCAGACACUUAUUGAUGCUGGUUUAUAUCACGUUUCCAGUUUAGCAGUCGAUUGGUUAUGUCACCUCUUGUUUGUCGGCUUUGAAAACGGAAUUGCGGUUUCCACGUUGAACGGUGAAUACACUGCCAUGCUCAUCGAAAAUCAAAACAUCGUGUCCGUAGCAAUCCAGCCGUUAAAAUAUAAACUUUAUUGGAUCAGACACGAAAACAAAACUUGUUUGUUGGAAAGCAGCACGAUUGACGGAUCUGACAAAAAAACCCUAGUGCCUAAUUUAAGUUCGGAUACCAAGGGUCUUGUCGUCGAUUCUGAAUCUGACAGAUUAUACUGGAUAAGCGGUUUUGAGAUUAUAUAUUCAACAUUAGAAGGUACAGGCGUCACAAAAUUAAGCUUACCAUCAAAUGUCACAGUUACCACCAUAACCGUAUACAAAGGCAAGAUCUACUAUGCUGACGACGCAGACCAAUCUAUAUACGUCAUCGACAAAACCAAAGGCCACAAUAUGACCAUAUCUUCUUUGCGCAACAAUACCAGUGGCGUAGUAGCUCUUAGAAUAUAUGAUGCCACAGAACAGACUGGUUUGCCAGGUACUAAAAAUAUUCACAGGUGUACCGUGAACCGUGGCGGUUGCCAACACUUAUGUUUGCCCAAAGAAAGUACACUAUACAAAUGUAGAUGUGCUACAGGAUACAUUCAGGACCCCGAAAAUGAAUACAAAUGCCUUCCAAUAGAAGAUUUUAUACUCUUUUCUUUGGGUUGGGAUAUUCAAGGAAGACCACUUAAUGGCUCCAACGAGACCAAAGUCUUAGGACCUAUUUCUAAGGUAUCUAGCGCUACAUCUAUCGAUUUCUUAGCUGAAGAAGAAUUCGUGUUUUGGGCUGAUUCCGAGAGUGGACAAAUUACUAGUAUCAAAAGAGAUGGUACACAAAGAAUUCUUGUUUUGGACGAAAACGAAGUAGUGGACGACCAACCUGUUGAUUGGCUAACUUGCAUGGCGGUGGAUUGGAUCGCCAAAAAUAUCUACUGGUGUGAUGCCAAAAGAAAUACCAUAAGCGUAGCACGUAUGGACGGCACAAAAGCACAUGUCCUCCUCUUCAACGAUACCCAAAAACCCAAUGCCAUCGCUUUAGAUCCCGCCAGAGGACUUUUUGUCUGGGCUGGACUGAAUAGGUUAGAAUUGGUAACCUUGGACGGUAAAACAAGGACCGUCCUGCUCAAUAAACCAAAGAAAAUUAUAGAUUUGGCGCUAGAUACAGCUAAUGGAGUGAUAUACUUUUCUGACAGUGCAUCACAUACCAUAGAGAUGAUUAAAUAUGACAGCACAAACCACACUGUAUUGCUGAAUAAUUCUCUCGAAAAAAUCAUGGGUCUGACUUAUUUUGAGAAUGCCCUGUAUUGGAUGGACGCCUCAUUUGAGAAAGGCAGUAUAAGAAAAGCUUCAGUCAGUAAUCUCUCAGAUUUCACCAUAUUGGCUCAAGGAUUAGGAGUGUCUUUGACGGACAUUCAAAUUUAUUCAAAAAAGCGACAAGGAGGUACAAAUCCUUGUGUCAUUAACAACGGAGGCUGUGAACAAUUGUGUUUGUUCAAUGGUACACAUCCCUUGUGUGUCUGCUCUCAUGGAAUGGUUUCAGAAAAUGGACAAACCUGUGUACCUUUCCAGACUUUUAUAACUUACUCAAAAGUGGUUAGCAUAGAUUCUAUCCACAUGCAAGGAGAUCAGGACUUGCACAAUUCUCCAUAUCCACCUAUUAAAAACUCUACGUAUUUGAAAAAUGCCAUAGGUUUAAGUUUUAGUUACAAACACCAAAGAUUGUUCUACUCAGACAUACAAAAAGGUUCAAUACAAGCAGUGUAUUUUAAUGGUACUGAUCACAGAGUGGUUGUGGAUAAGCAAGGUUCAAUAGAAGGAUUGGCUUAUGAACAGUUAAGCAACGCUCUAUACUGGACCUGCAACAGUCAUGCAACAAUAAGAAGAGUGAACAUGACCAAUCAAAUGACCAACGCUAGUGCCGUAGAAACCAUCGUAAAAUUGCGAACCCAAGACAAACCCAGGGGUAUAGCAGUGGAUUCCUGCGACCAAAGGGUGUACUGGACCAACUGGAAUGCCCAUCAGCCUAGUAUAGAUAGAGCGUUUUCUACAGGUUAUGAUAAAGAAUCCAUCAUUACUACUGAAAUUCGGAUGCCUAAUGCCAUCACGUUGGACCACAAAGCUCAAAAACUGUAUUGGGGAGACGCUCGUCUUGAUAAAAUAGAACGCUGUGAAUAUGACGGAUCUAAGAGGGUGGUUUUAGCGAAAAUUACCCCCCAACAUCCGUUUGCUCUUGCUGUUUAUGGAGACUUCAUCUACUGGACUGACUGGAUAUCGCAUGCAGUGAUCAGAGCAGACAAAUACACUGGUCAAUAUGUCGUCACUCUACGUAGAGACGUUCUCAAGCCAAUGGGUAUCGUAGCAGUUGCUGAAGAUUCCGAGGACUGUUUCUCUAAUCCUUGUCUCAUAAACAAUGGCGGGUGUGAAGAAUACUGCGAUUUGACAGUAAAGGGUGAAGUGGAAUGUUCUUGUAGGGAUGGUAGAAUAUUGGAAAAUGGCCGUUGCAACAGUACAGACAGUACUAAAUGUACUAUAACUGAGGACAGUUUCCGGUGUUCUGAUGGUAGCUGUGUGUUGUUCCACUUGACAUGCGAUGGAAUAUCUCACUGCGCAGAUGGAUCUGAUGAAGAACCUGGUUAUUGUGGCUAUAGAACUUGUCCUUUGGGUUGGGUGAAGUGUCAAAACAAAAAAUGCAUUUCGGUGAGUGUAGCCUGCGAUGGAGUUGAUGAUUGUGGCGACUCGUCUGAUGAAAUCAACUGUAACUGCUCAGAGGUCUCACAUUUCAGAUGCAAAAAUGGCGAAUGCAUUCUGAAAAAUCUGCGCUGCGAUAAUGAUCCCGAUUGCAAGGACAAUUCUGACGAAAUGGGGUGUCCUCCGAUCAGUUGCACAAAAAUACACGGUCCAGACUACAUCCACUGUAAUUUUACUACCAAUUGCAUACAUAGGGAUUGGGUUUGUGAUGGCGAAGAUGACUGCUGGGAUAAUUCCGACGAAAAAGAUUGUCCAGUAAUUCACAAAAUGUGUGAUUUAGCAUAUCAAUGGCAGUGUGCUUCUGGAAAAUGCAUUAACACCACUUUGAGGUGUAAUGGACAGGAUGAUUGUCAGGAUGGAGUGGCAUCUGACGAAGUUUCUUGCACUGUAACUUCAUCCUGUAGUCCUCAGAGCUUUAGAUGCGUCAGUGAUGGUACAUGCAUACCGAAAUCUUGGUACUGUAAUGGAGUUAAAGACUGCGAGGAUGAGAGUGAUGAAAUGUCUUGCCAAAAUCUCUGCGGAUUCGACAAGUUUCAAUGCAAAAACCAGGAAGAAUGCAUCCCAAAGUCUUGGGAAUGUGAUGGUAGGCCAGAUUGUAAGGAUCAAUCAGAUGAGACUGAACACUGUAAACAGACAGUGUGUGGUCCUCAAGAAUACAGGUGUAAUGCCACUGGUAGAUGUAUCCCUAAUUCCUGGGUUUGUGAUGGUGAUAUGGACUGUGUCAAUGGACAAGACGAGAAUCCUGAUGAAGGUUGCCUAGGAAAAGUAGCUUGUACACCGCAACAAUUUCAGUGUGGCAAUGAAUGCGUUAACAUGGACUUCUACUGUGAUGGGUAUAAGGAUUGUCGUGAUGGUUCAGACGAACCCGAACACUGCUAUCGUCGGUGCGCCCCUGGGGAAUUUCAGUGCUCUAACGGUAAAUGUAUUAUUGAAUUAGACAAAUGCAAUGGAAAAGAUGAUUGUGGUGACAACAGUGAUGAAGAAAAAUGCCAUGUUAAAGAGUACUGUCAAGAGAAAGGUUGGUUCCACUGUAUUAAUGGUGUUUGUAUUAACGAAACACUUCUUUGCAAUGGUGAAAACAACUGUGGAGACUUCUCAGAUGAAGAAAAGUGCAAUAUAAACGAAUGCUCUUCAGAUCCAUCUCCUUGUGCUCAUAUUUGUGAGGAUAAACUGGUUGGGUAUGAGUGCAAGUGUGAACCAGGAUACAAGGUAUCUAGCAAAGAUCCUCAUCGCUGCGAUGACAUCGACGAAUGUUUGAACAGGCCAUGCAGCCAGAUCUGUAAGAAUGUUCGAGGUUCAUAUCAUUGCAGCUGUCAUAAAAACUAUAUUUUGGAUAAUGGGGCAUGCAAGGCGAAUUCUACUGUCAAAACUACGAUUUUACUUGCAAAUAGGUACUACAUAAGAGAAUUAAACCUUAAUGGAUUCUCGAGAAUGGUCGUUCAUAACCUCACUAACGCCGUGGCCCUGGAUUAUGACUGGAUCAGCCAAUGUAUUUACUGGUCAGAUGUGACUCAUUUGGGUAGUACCAUCAGGCGUCUAUGCGAUUACAGAAACAACGAUACUCAAAUCGAAAAUAUCGAAAUGAUACAUUCAUCUACUGUACAAAAUCCAGAUAGUCUCGCUGUAGAUUGGGUAGGAAGGAAUCUGUAUUGGUGCGACAAGGGAUCAAAAUCUAUAGAAGUGUCAACUUUAGCUGGGAAGCACAAAAAAAUCUUACACACUAAAUAUCUGGAACAACCUCGUGCCAUAGCUCUUGAUCCGAUCAAUAGGAACAUGUUCUGGUCAGAUUGGGGCGCUCAACCACAUAUAGGAAAGUCUGGAAUGGAUGGUUCUAAUCGCAAAGUGAUUGUCAGCAAAAACUUGGGAUGGCCAAAUGCCCUUACGGUCUCUUACGAAACUGGAGAAAUAUUUUGGGGGGAUGCCAAAGAAGAUUACAUUGCUGUAGCAGAUUUUGAAGGAAAUAAUGUUAAAAUAGUUGCAAGCAGACAGAUAAAUAAAGAUCUCCAGCUACAUCAUGUAUUCGCCAUUGACGUUUGGGAAGAUUUCGUCUAUUGGACGGAUUGGGAAACGAAAACCAUAGAAAGAUGUCACAAAUAUACCGGAGAACAUUGUGAAUCUUUGGUAUCCGUAGUUCACAGACCUAUGCAGAUCAGAGUAGUGCAUCCUUAUCGACAACCGCAAGCAGAAAACCCAUGCGAGACAGCGAACUGUUCCACCUUAUGUUUGCUGUCGCCUGUAGAGCCUUACUAUUCAUGCGAAUGUCCGGAAAAUUACGUGUUGGGUAAAGAUGGCAAGACCUGUGAAGCUAACUGUUCUUCGUCACACUUCGAGUGCAAAAACAGCUACAAAUGUAUACCUUUUUGGUGGAAAUGCGAUACUCAAGAUGACUGUGGAGAUGGGUCGGAUGAACCACCUGACUGCAGGCCGUUUAAAUGUAUGCCUGGUCAGUACCAAUGCCAGAAUGGUCAAUGUAUCCAUCCUGGAGACCUGUGCAAUGGCGUUAACAACUGCGGUGACAAUUCAGAUGAGAAAGAUUGUGAACAUUACACCUGUUUGAACACCCAGUUUAGAUGUGAAGGCAAUGCAACUCAGUCCCCCAUGUGCAUUCCCAUUUCCAUGCGUUGCAACAAGGUGAAGAAUUGUCCCUUGGGAGAAGACGAACUGGACUGUCCUCCGGUUACCUGUUCAACAAACCAGUUCAAGUGCGACAACGAUAAAUGUAUUCCUGCUGUGUGGGUGUGCGACAAAGAUAACGAUUGCGGCGACAAUUCUGACGAACAGCAGGACUGUAAAUCUAGAACUUGCACUUCGGAACAUUUCAGGUGUAAUUCUGGAAGAUGUAUCCCUUUGUCUUGGAAAUGUGAUGGCGACCCAGACUGUGGCGAAGGUGAAGACGAACCGCCUACUUGUAGCGAAUCAGAGUACCACACUUGCGAGCCUAGCUAUUUCAAAUGUAAUAAUAACAAGUGCAUCCCUGGUAGGUGGAGAUGCGACUUCGAUCAGGAUUGUGGUGACGGGUCAGAUGAGAUCAAUUGCGUUCCUAGAGAUUGUUCCGAGUCUGAAUUCAGAUGUGGAAAUGGCAAAUGUAUUCGCGGAAAUAUGAAAUGCGAUGGCGAAUAUCAAUGUGACGAUCAGUCAGAUGAACUAAACUGUCCAUCUGAAUGUAAACAAAAUGAAUUCCAGUGCAUGAGUGGUAAAAGAUGUAUUUUUAUGGGCUUCAAGUGCGAUCAAGAGUUGGAUUGUCCAGAUGGUUCAGAUGAAGCUGACUGUCCUCUGCCUUGCCCUAAAGGCAAAUUCAAAUGUCAAAGCGGCGGCUGCAUCAACAAAUUCUGGCGUUGUGAUGGACAGGAAGACUGUCCUGACGGCUCAGACGAGGCAAACUGCACCGCGCAUGCCUGUCCCGAAAAUAGAUUCAAAUGUAACAACUCGAAAUGCGUUCCCAUCAACGCCCUCUGUGAUGGAGAAGACCAAUGCGGAGACGACAGUGACGAAGACAGAGAUACCUGCAAGAAACAGGGAGUUUGCCCUAGAGAUCAAUUCGAGUGCGCUAACAAACGCUGCGUCGCCAAGCAGGUAAUGUGCGAUAGUAGGAAUGACUGCGAGGAUAACAGCGACGAGAUAGAAUGCGAAACUUCGGCGUGCAAGUGGAAUACUUGCACUCAUAUCUGCGUAGAAGAGAAGUCCAAUCAGACCCACUGUAAAUGUGCCAAAGGUUACAGACUGACAACUGGCGGAGUAUGUCAAGCAGAAGGACAAUUGGCUGAGUUAGUUUUAGCUGUUGAAGCGGAUUUGAUGUUCAUGUCACCUUACAAAAUCGGACUGCAAUUGAACAAACCAAAGGAAACUCUAGUUAGAGCUCCAGGUUAUAAGACGUGACAUACACGAAGUUAAUAUUAGGAAUGGAGGUGAGUUGACGAUGCCUCAUCAUCGGACAGCCAUUUUUCGGCGCGGGUUUUCAUAUAAUGCCGUUAAGGGGUAUAACUCGUUACCAACAGAAUUGUUGAAUUUGGGUGAGAAUGCGUUUAAGCAUAAA
This is a messenger RNA of Sitophilus oryzae (rice weevil), 12283 nucleotides long. It is a transcript of the gene LRP1, whose product is annotated as prolow-density lipoprotein receptor-related protein 1. Gene Ontology annotation, molecular function: calcium ion binding; protein binding. The record is from RefSeq and is a predicted model, not a curated record. The coding region runs from base 358 to 12126 and encodes 3922 amino acids. The transcript has 60 exons. Lineage: Eukaryota; Metazoa; Arthropoda; Insecta; Coleoptera; Curculionidae.